AUGGAAAAUGUAGAAAGUGGUGGUAAAAUCCUUUGCGAAUUCAGGAAACUUGCCACAGAGAAUAACAUCAGAAGGCUAGAUGACGAUUUCUUGCGAAGGUUUUUAGUUGGCCAUCGUUAUGAUGUUUGUGCAGCCCUUAAAGCAAUUCGCAACUUUCAAAGUUUCAUAGAGAGAAGACAAGAUAAUUGGUUAAAAUUAGAAAAAGGUUUAGUAGAAAAUAUCCUCGAGUCUCAAAUUAUAGACGUGCUGGAUGAAGUUGGACGUCACGGACAAACGAUUGUCUGGAUACGCUUAGAGAAAUGGGAUCCUGAGGUCUUCAGUGCUGAUGAAAUUCUAAAGGUUUCAGCUCUUCUCUGCGAGUUGGUGUAUGCAAAGAUGAAGGAAAUAAAAUUUAUUGAUGUCAUUAUGGAUAUGCAUAGCUUUUCCCUGAAACAUCUGAAUGGCCUUUCUAUGAAAUUUGCCAAGCGAAUGGUAUUCUUCAUGUCUGAAUGUUUACCGAUGGAGUUGUUACACAUAUAUGUGGUUAGGCAACCCAAAAUAAUAUUCUACCUCGGCUACGCGUUAUACAAACCAUUUGUAGAAGAACGUAUGAAGAAAAUUAUUCAUAUAUGCGGAGAUAAUUAUGACUAUUUGACAAAAAAUAUUGGACGAGACUUUUUGCCUGUAUAUUUUAAUGGAACCUGUGAAAACCUCAAGUCAACUAGGUGGCUAAACGUAAUGCAUCAAAGAAAAAUACGGCAAGAUUUAAGUUUAUCAGGAUAUGAAUUUUACGAAAAAUCGACUGGUAACACUUAA
This is a messenger RNA of Anoplophora glabripennis (Asian longhorned beetle), 795 nucleotides long. Its product is annotated as alpha-tocopherol transfer protein-like. The transcript has 7 exons. Gene Ontology annotation, cellular component: membrane. Gene Ontology annotation, molecular function: phosphatidylinositol bisphosphate binding. The record is from RefSeq and is a predicted model, not a curated record. NCBI's taxonomy places the organism in Eukaryota, Metazoa, Arthropoda, Insecta, Coleoptera, Cerambycidae. Bases 1 to 795 code for a protein of 264 amino acids.